AUGGUGUCUCCAAAAACAUCUGGUUCAAAAAAUCGUAAAGAAAUUUUAUCAAGAUUGGGUAUAAAUUUCAAAUCAAUUACAAGCGGAUUUGCUGAAGAUUUGGAUAAAUCUAGUUUUGAAAAACCAUCAGAUUAUGUGAUUGCUAAUGCUAAAAAGAAAUGUUUAAAUGUAUACGAUCGUUUAUUGGUAAUAAUAAUUAAAGAAUCGCAGAAAGUAGAUAUAAUAAUAUCAGCUGAUACAGUUGGUUACAUUGACGGUGAAAUAUUGGAGAAACCAAGAGAUCGUGAAGAUGCAUUAAGAAUCUUAAAGAAACUCAAUGACAGAACACACAAGAUUUACACUGGUGUAUCCAUUCUUAUUUCAUCACCGUCACCAUCUGCUGGGUUAUCGAUAAAUGAUCAAACAAAUUAUCAAAUUCAUGAAUUUUAUGAAGUUACAGAGGUUACAUUUAGGAAUUGUGAUGAUGAAGGUUAUUUGAAUUAUAUUGAUACGGGUGAACCUAUGGACAAAGCAGGUGCAUACGCUUAUCAAUUUUUAGGUGCAUUUUUUGUUGAGAAAAUAAACGGUACUUUAAGCAAAUUGAUUGAGGGGACCGACUUAUCAAAGUUUACCUUAAGCAUAGAAAUGCCUGACGACGUUCCUUCUUCUAAACGCCAACGCGUCUCAAAAGCUUGUGACUCAUGUCGUCGCAAGAAAGUCAAGUGCGAUGGAAUUCAAUCAGUUUGCGGCAAUUGCAAAGCCUUUAAUCUGGAAUGUACAUACAAUGAUACAACAAAAAAAAGAGGGCCACCAAAAGGUUACAUAGAAGCAAUUGAAACUAGAUUACAUAAAAUGGAAUCAUUGUUAGGCGGUUUAGUUCACAGUAAUGAUCCUAGAGCUGAAGCAGCAUUGGCUGAGUUAAUGCAAGACGAUUUGCAUUCAACUUCAUCUAAUAGAAGUAAUAAUAGUGGUGAUUUGAUUGACGAUUUAAACGAGGUCAUGGGAAUUCUUAGUAUAGAUGAGAAUAAUCAAAUUAGAUAUCAUGGAAGGAGUAGUGGUUUUUAUUUAUUAAAAAAGGGAAAUAGAUACAAGGAUGGAAUUUUAUCCAUUACCAGUAACAAUUGGAAACACCCUGGUCAAGUUAUUGCAUCGACAAAUAAUUUUGAUUUAUUAAAGAGACCUGAAUUAACCGAACUACCAUCUCAAGAAUUAUCCGAUCAUCUGCUCGAACUUUAUUUCAACAAUGUACAUCCUUUGAUGGCCGUUAUCUAUAAACCAAGGUUUUUUGAUCAACUGAAACAAAAAGAGCAUCCACCGCUCCUACUAUUAAAUGCCAUAUACGCCUACGCUUCACAAUUUUCGGAUAGAAUUGAAGUUAGAAGUGAUCCUAAUAAUCAUCAUACUGCUGGUGAUUUUUUUUUUGAACGUGCAAAAGCAUUACUUGACAAUGAUUAUGAUAAUGCUCGAAUGACCACAAUUCAAGCAUUGGUAUUGUUAUCAUUAAGAGAAUAUGGCACAGGUAGAGUUACAAGAGCUUGGUUAUAUAGUGGUAUGGCGUGUCGUAUGUCACAAGAAUUAGGUAUACAUAGAAAUAAUGAAAAAUGGCAUCCAAUUGAUUUAAAAAGAGAAGAAAAAGAAGAGCAAAGACGUGUCUUUUGGGCUUGCUUUGUUCUUGAUCGCACAGCAAGUGCACACUUAGGAAGACCACUUGCAAUUGAUGAAAAGGAUGUAGAUGCAGCGUACCCUUCAGAAGAUGAAGAUGAUGAAAGUGAAUAUCUUCCAUUUAAAAUGGAGCAUGUUACAGUUUCAUCAACUUCAUCCCCAGUUUCGUCAAGUAGCAGUGCAUUAGGAUCACCAAUAAUAAAUGGUCCGCUAGAACCUAGAAUAAAGGCGCACACAGCCUCACGUUUUAUUUAUUUAAUCAAAUUAUGUGAAAUAUUAGGUCGUGUUAUGCAAAAUGUUUACGCCAUCAGGUGUAACCCUGUAUCAAUGACUUCCGACACAGUUCUUUCCAUAUUAAAUUCAUCACUCAAUUCAUGGUAUUUAGCAUUACCAGAGCAUUUACAAUACACUCCAAAUUCAGAUCAAGCAAAACACCCAUCUACUCUUUGUUUACACAUUCUAUAUUACUCGGCAUUAAUGUUUCUUCACCGUCCAUAUGCCUCUUUACACAAUUCAUCACAUGAAGUGUGCACUAAAGCUGCAACAGCAAUCACAGAAAUAGCCGUCGAUUUGUUAAAUAACAAUCAGUUAAAUCAAGCAGUAAAUGCUAUCGUAUAUUGUAUUUUUACUGCUGGUGUUAUCCACACAUAUAACGCUACCCAAGAAGAUUCAAAUAUUUCACGAUUUUCAAAAAUUCAACUUGCCCAUUCUUUGAAAUUAUUAGAAGAAUUCAAGAAAAGAUGGCAGACGGCUUUUAAAUAUUAUGAACUAUUAUUGGAUUUGGUGGAUUUAAAAGAGAUUCAAUUAGACCCAGAAUUGACUCGUGGUAAUUCGUCAUCAGAAAAUCAACAAAAACCUGUUGGAUUCACGGAUCGUGCAUGGCAAUCUCGUUAUCGUACAUUGUACAAUCAAUCUAAUUUAUCUAACGAAACAGAAUCGGCACAAAUGUUUAAUAAUCCAUUUUCAUUCAAAUAUAUUACUUCUAACACAACAAAUCCACGAGAUCAAAAACCUAUCGGAGUGACCGAUCCAUAUGGAGCACCGGGAAUGGUUUCUUCCUCUACAAAUAACACUGUUGCCACUACCACACCUAACGAUUUUCAAGCGUCAUUAAAUACUAAUACAUCAACACCAAAUCUUUGGGGACUUCCACACAAUGCAGAUUUAAAUGAAUGGUCCUCAUAUUUUGGUUCACAAGAAUCCCAACAUGGAAGUGGCGUCACAUACACACCUACUCUGCCAUCUCAACAGACACCAUUACAAAUUCAACAACAAGGAGGGGGAAGAGGAAGAAUUUCUAAUUUACCAUUACAACCGCAAAGACAAAUCUUAUUACACAAUGAUGGAAGCGAUGUUAAUAUGUAUGCAAAUACUCAACCAUUAAUCUCAAAUGCUAUGGGUGCAAAUAACAUCAAUAAUCAUAGAGGAGGACGUGAUAAUAAUUCGAAUGGAUUAGGUGGUGGCGGUAGGGGUAGGGGUGGUACUAUUAAUAACAAUAACCAUGGAGGCGGAAACGGUUUUGGUUCUAGUAAGAAGUGA
Messenger RNA from Entrophospora candida, 3180 nucleotides. The record is from the annotation of a GenBank genome assembly. NCBI's taxonomy places the organism in Eukaryota, Fungi, Glomeromycota, Glomeromycetes, Entrophosporales, Entrophosporaceae.